CGUCGCCUGGUAUUGUGUUGUUGUUGUUCUUAUUGUUGUUGUUGCUGCUGUUCUUGGAGUUUCUUGCAGUCGCUGUAGGGGCAAUUUUAACCUACGUGCGAGCAGAGGCGCAACCUGAUUUUCGAAUAUACAGGUACAUAUUCUCUUGUGGAGCAUAAGAGAGUCGCCACGACACGUCUCACACAGAUCUGAUCAGUCGAAUUUCAGCAAAUUAAUUCAAUAAAAACAUGAAUCGUCGCUUUUCACGCGUGGAGUCCGGCGGGGACCUAAAGGAUUACUUUGAUCGCGGCGAUAUUGCAUCGCGCGAGAAUCGAUGGAACUUUGAGGUGGCCUGGGAGGUGGCCAACAAGGUCGGAGGCAUUUAUACGGUUAUACGAUCCAAGGCCUAUGUGUCCACAGAGGAAAUGGGCGAGCAGCUGUGCAUGAUGGGCCCCUACAAGGAGCAGUGUGCACGCACCGAGAUGGAGGAAAUGGAAUUUCCACGAGGCAAUCCAUUGCUGGAUGCAGUCAACACGCUUCGAUCGCGUGGCUAUAAAAUUCACACCGGUCGCUGGUUGGUCGAUGGCAAUCCACAGUUGAUACUGUUUGACAUUGGCUCAGCCGCCUGGAAGUUGGAUCAGUUCAAGUCGGAGAUGUGGGAGAAGUGUAAUAUUGGAAUACCCCAUCUGGACAUUGAGACAAACGAUGCCGUCAUUCUGGGCUUCAUGAUUGCCGAGUUUUUGGAAGAGUUCCGUAACUGUGCCAUUGCUUAUUCCCACAGCAACGAUAUGAAUCCACCACGAAUCGUUGCCCAGUUUCACGAGUGGCAAGCGGGAGUGGCUCUCAUAAUUCUUCGUACUCGCCAGAUCGAGAUUGCCACCGUGUUCACGACUCACGCCACACUCCUAGGUCGAUAUCUGUGUGCUGGCAACACCGAUUUCUACAACAAUCUCGAUAAGUUUGCUGUGGAUGAGGAGGCCGGCAAGCGUCAAAUCUAUCAUCGAUAUUGCCUGGAGCGUGGUGCAACGCAUCUCGCUCAUGUUUUCACCACUGUGUCGGAGAUUACUGGAUUUGAGGCGGAGCAUCUGCUCAAGCGCAAGCCUGACAUCAUUACUCCCAAUGGCCUCAAUGUCAAGAAGUUCUCGGCCAUUCAUGAGUUCCAGAACUUGCAUGCCGUCGCCAAGGAGAAGAUCAAUGAAUUUGUACGUGGUCAUUUCUAUGGCCAUAUGGACUUCGAUCUGGACAAGACUCUGUACUUUUUCAUUGCUGGCCGCUAUGAGUUUGGCAACAAGGGAGCUGAUAUAUUCAUCGAGGCGUUGGCUCGCCUCAAUGCAAUGUUGAAACAUGAACGUCCGGAUGUCACUGUGGUGGCCUUCCUCAUCUUUCCCGCCAAGACGAACAACUUCAAUGUGGACUCGUUGAAAGGCCAUGCAGUCAUCAAGCAGCUGCGCGAUACCAUCAACGGUGUACAGCAGGCGGUGGGCAAACGCAUGUUUGAUAUAUGCCUUAAAGGACGCAUACCCGGCUCCGAUGAGCUCCUGCAGAAGGAUGAUCUGGUCAAGAUAAAGCGUUGCAUGUUUGGCAUGCAACGUGACUCAAUGCCACCGGUAACUACGCACAAUGUUGCCGACGAUUGGAAUGAUCCGGUGCUAGCAUCCAUCAGGCGCUGUCAUUUGUUUAAUUCAGUGCAUGAUCGCGUUAAAAUGGUCUUCCAUCCGGAGUUUCUGACUUCGACAAAUCCACUGUUUGGUAUUGAUUACGAGGAGUUUGUACGCGGCUGCCAUUUGGGUGUAUUCCCAUCAUACUACGAACCCUGGGGCUAUACACCAGCCGAGUGUACCGUCAUGGGCAUACCGAGCGUUACAACAAAUCUUUCCGGUUUCGGUUGUUUCAUGCAGGAGCACAUCAGCGAUCCAAAAUCCUAUGGCAUCUACAUAGUCGAUCGUCGUUACAUUGGUCUAGAGAACAGUGUGCAGCAGUUGACCACCUUUAUGAUGGAGUUCUCACGCUUAAAUCGCCGCCAGCGCAUCAUUCAGCGCAAUCGCACGGAGCGCCUCAGCGAUCUGCUUGAUUGGCGUACGCUGGGCAUUUACUACAGACAGGCUAGGCUAAAGGCGUUGCAGACUGUCUAUCCCGAUUAUGUGGACGAAACUUCCAUGUACGGAUCGCGCAAUAACUUGAUGUUCUCACGUCCACACAGUGAGCCCCCAAGUCCGACCUCUUCGCGUCACACUACUCCGGCUCCAUCAGUGCAUGGUUCUGAUGAGGAGGACUCCGUGGAUGAGGAAACUGAGCUUAAGGAAUUGGGUAUUAAGUAAUUCAGCUCUCAUCGUCAGCAUUGGCUUUACGAACAAACCAUACAGCGCAAUAUUACCAUAAGUUUAGUAAUUUUGUUUCACAUGUUUAAAUGGAAAAGGUGCCCACGAUGAGACUACCUGUCUACCUAAAUGCUGCAACUAUUUUUUAAAACAAAUUUAUACGCUCAGUUAGAACAAUUUUUGAGUACAUGUGCACAAUGAAAAUGAAGAAUUCUAUUAAAUGUUGUUUAGUCUAUAAGCAGAGGAGUGCCCCCUAUUAAAGUCCAAUCAUAUUACAAUUUUCAAUGGCACACACACUAAUUGACCUUAUCAAAUUAUGAAUUGCUAUAUAUAGAACAUAAAUACAAUGCGUAGUCGUACGAGUAUUCGCAAAUUGUUUGUUAUUCAAGUUUUUUAAAUAAUCUAUGUUCAAUGCAAAUUGUUAAUCUGAUGAUUAAAGAAAAAUGUUAGCACCCAUAUGACAAUUAGAGUUAUGAAAUUAAUUGAAUUUGUGAAACAUUUCCAGCUAAACCUUUACUCAAAAUGUAUCCUAGAAUAUAUCCUGCCUAACCAACAAUUUGUAUGGUUUUACAAUUAAAUUUGUGUUAGCAAUCAUAAAUAAUAAAAUCUAAUUAGCACAUGUAA
Drosophila innubila is the source of this 2921-nucleotide messenger RNA. RefSeq names its product glycogen [starch] synthase (gene GlyS). The record is from RefSeq and is a predicted model, not a curated record. The transcript is spliced from 6 exons. Lineage: Eukaryota; Metazoa; Arthropoda; Insecta; Diptera; Drosophilidae. Gene Ontology annotation, molecular function: alpha-1,4-glucan glucosyltransferase (UDP-glucose donor) activity. Bases 228 to 2297 code for a protein of 689 amino acids. Gene Ontology annotation, biological process: glycogen biosynthetic process. Gene Ontology annotation, cellular component: cytoplasm.